Molecule: messenger RNA, 3509 nt
Organism: Ornithodoros turicata
Lineage: Eukaryota; Metazoa; Arthropoda; Arachnida; Ixodida; Argasidae
Product: calpain-7-like
Exons: 19
Coding region: 16-2682 (888 amino acids)
Biological process (GO): proteolysis
Molecular function (GO): calcium-dependent cysteine-type endopeptidase activity
Source: RefSeq, a predicted model, not a curated record
CAGUGAUAUGGGAGUAUGUGCAUGAUAAAUGACGUUUAUAUAGUGAGAACGCACACUCUGGGCAAUGUGGCUUCAUCGUGGACCAACGGAAGGAAGCACGUGUGCCGUAUAUCUGGAGGGGGCGGGCAUGCGCUCACCAUCAUGUGUGAUGAAAAAACACAGUUCGAACAAGAUGCAGUGGAAUUCGCUUCGAGGGCCGUUCAGUUCGAUCGAGCUGGAGCUACAACCCCUGCCGCGUUUUAUUACAGGGAGGCAGCGCAAGCUCUUCAGUCGGCCUUUCUAGCUGGUUCACAGGUGGCUGGCCUUACGGAAAAAGCCAAUGAAUACCUGAACAGGGCAGAAGAGCUGCUGAGGCAGUCAUCACCGUCCACACAUGAGCUUGUGAGCAGCAAUGCCCAGCAGCUGCAGUUGGACCGGGCAAAGUUUUUGCUGCUGCAGGCGCUGGACGAAGAUGAGGCGUGCAACUCUGAAGAUGCCCUGGAACUCUACACGCAGGCUGUGGAGCUCUGCCUCCAGGCUGUGGCCACCUUUUACAAGGCCUUUCAAUUAUUUUUUUCUUUUUUUACACAGAGGAGCUCUACUGAAGACAAAGCACUACAAGAGAAGCUGACCAGCAUUGCCACAAAUGGCCUCGAAAGAGCUGAAGUGCUGAAAUGCAAGAUCCACGGAGCAGCCCCCAAGAGUCCCGUAUUACCCAAGUCCCGAAGUCCCCCCAGCAGACCGUGCCCCCAUCACAGAACAGGCAGGUUAGGCACCACUGCGGAGGACAACUACACGAAGGCUUCAUCUGCUGCAGGAGAUAAUCCAUCUGAAAAAAAGCUGUUCAUCAGUGGCAGUGAUGGCUACACCAAAGAAGAGAUUCAUGUCCUCCGUGUAACGUCAGUCAUCAAUGGGAGAGAGUAUGUGCCGUUCAUGGCAACGGACAGGCAGGAUCGGUUUGCCUUUAAGCUUCCCUUCAACGACCCUGACGGAAAGCUGCUGCUAUCCCCCAAGCAAAAAGACUCCUUCAGCCACUGGGUGCGUCCCGAAGACCUCUCCUCGGAUCCCAAGGUGAUCGAGCUGGUGGACUGCUUCAGCAUACGGCAGACCGUUGUGUCAGACUGUUCCUUCGUGGCCUCUCUAGCUGUGAGUGCACUGUAUGAGAAACGCUUCAAUAAAAAAAUUAUUACAAGCAUCAUUUACCCGCAAAACAGACAGGGUCAACCUGUUUACAAUCCCUGUGGAAAGUACACUGUGAAGCUCAACAUUAAUGGAGUUCCCAGAAAGGUCGUCGUUGAUGACACAUUGCCCAUUGGGAAGCAUUCCGAGCUCCUUUGUUCUUAUUCCAACAACAAGAAUGAAUUCUGGGUGUCACUACUGGAGAAGGCCUACAUGAAAGUGAUGGGAGGUUAUGAUUUUCCAGGUUCAAAUUCUAACAUUGACUUGCAUGCUCUGACCGGGUGGAUUCCCGAGCGAGUGAGUAUUCGCCCGAACGAGGCAGAUUUCAACAAGGACGCCCUCUUUAGGAAGCUUCUGGAGCGCCACCACCGUGGUGAUGUCCUUGUCACGCUCGCUACGGGAGAACUUAGUGACUCUGAAGCAGAACGCUCUGGUCUCGUUCCUACCCAUGCCUACGCGAUGCUGGAUGUCAAAGAAGUCUUGGGAAAGCGACUGUUCCUGUUGAAAAAUCCGUGGAGCCACCUAAGAUGGAAAGGAAAAUAUUCAGAGAAGGAUACGGUCAGUUGGACACCGGAUCUCGCAGAAGCAUUGCGCUACAACCCCAGGAACGCCUCCAUGUUUGACAACGGAGUGUUCUGGAUUGACUACGACUCCCUGUUGCACUUCUUUGACGUUGCUUACCUGAACUGGAAUCCAGGCUUAUUCCAGUACACCUACUGCACACAUCAGUCUUGGAAUGCAGUUGUAGGACCCACAAAAGAUGUGUACAACAUUGGUGAAAAUCCGCAGUAUACUUUGGAAUUAAGCAAGUCUGGUUGUGCAGUGUGGAUUUUGCUGACUAGGCACAUUACUGAUAGGGAUGACUUCGCCAACAACAAGGAGUACAUUGCCCUUCUCGUGUACAAAACAAACGGAAAGAAAGUAUACCUUCCAUUCGACCCCCCUCCGUACAUCGACGGAGCACGUAUCAACAGCCCACAUUACUUGUGCAAACUAGUGGUGCCACCUGGAGGUGACACCCGUUACACUCUGGUGAUAUCGCAGUACGAAAAGUCCAACACCAUUCACUACACUCUCAGGGCCUAUGCUUCGUGUCCUUUCCAGCUAUCGCGUAUUGGGAACCCAUACCAGUACGUUCGAGAGGAGAAGCGAGGUGCAUGGACAGCUGAGACGGCUGGUGGAUGCGGGAAUCAUCCCCAGACAUACGGGAGGAACCCCGUAUACCAGGCGUGUCUGCAAUCCCCAGACGACAACAACCAGGUGCUCAUCACUCUCAAGGGACCCAAGCAAUAUCAGCUGGGCUUUGAUGUGAUAGCUGUCACAGUAGAUGACCCAUCUUCCCCGUAUGCCUUCUCACGAAAAUCGUCAGGAAUGUACAAAUCCGGCUUCACAGUCCUGGAGAUGGAGCGAGUUCCAGCUGGCAUCUACAACAUAAUCCCGUCUACGUUCCAGCCUUUCCAGGAGGGACCUUUCUUCCUCACCGUCAGCUCUACGUGCCCCUUCAAAUUUUCUCGCCUCAGAUAGCACAUAAACUCUGUGAGCCAAAAUUCAUCCUAAGGCACCGAAAAUGUCACGUAGCCUUUUUAAUGUCACCUAGAGAUAUCAACUUUUUUUCAUCGUUGACCUCAUGAUGUAUGGUAAAUCUUGCUCACGCUGUUUAUGCACAAUAGUGUAUUGUAUGUAGACUCUUAGAAAUUUAGGGAAAUUAAUUUGCAUUGCCAUCAGAAGUGAAAAAUGUUGAUGUUUAAAAAUUCAUUGUAACGUUAUAUCGACAAAGGCUUCGUACAGCAGGUGCAGAAUAAUGCAGUGUCAAACAGCCCAGAUGGGACUGUCCAGGUGGGACUGUCCAGGUGGGACAGAAGUGUUGGGACAGAAGUGUUGGGACACAAAUUGCUGGGAUGCAUAGGCAAGGUUUCUUUGUGCCCUGCUGAUAUGUGCUGGAUGAUACCUCAGUUUAAUUGAGAAACGCUGUGUUUCAACGGUGCUCUACGAAAGAGCACCUCCUUUGCUGUACAGCCAGAUUUUUUAUUCAGCGUCACCGAAUGCUUAGCAGCAUAGCACGUUGCAUUUAAAGUUUUUACGUGCAGCACAUGUACCAUAUUGUGAUGUCCCUGCUGCUGAAGUGUAAUAGAUUUUUAAAAAUUACCAAGUUAAAGCUACUGCGUGUCGACAUUGACUGAAUGGUUAACCCCUUUGUGGCUUACAUGCGUGCGGGUGCUGUUUUUCCCAGAUAUUUCGUGGCACAAUUUCUAUGUACUUAUUCUGAAUCGUGUUGUGUGAGAAAUUGUAUAAUACUGUGAUAAAUUCCCUAUGGUAUGUAAAGAAUAAAAAUUUGUUAUGUUUGAAGGCUA